AUGGACGCAAGCCUCGUGACUGCGCUUCGCGGCUUGGACAAGCCGACGCAGAAGCUCCUGCGCAACGUCGUGCAUCUCCAGCCGGUCCAAGAACUCCUCCUCACCUUCCUCCGCGACACCUCGCGGUCUUUCGAAGACUGGAUCUGGGACCCGAAGACGCGCGAGGUGCUUGGCCGCGUCGAAGCGUCGGCCGAGCCGCCUGCCGCAGCGCCAACGGCGGCCCACUCCAAGUUCAAUCAGUUCUUCGCCGAUGCGCUCCUUGAGCAGCGCGAGAGCAUCGACAUGAAUGAGCUCUUGGAAGCCGCUGAGGCGGAGAAGACGCUCGCCAAGGAGCGCUUUGCCCGCAAGGAGUUUGCGAACGCCAUGUCCAAGUACAAGACAAUUGCCGACAAGGUCAAGCCCCACAUCGCGAUGAGCGACGGCCUCUGCGACUUGUACGUGGCGUGUUGCGCCAACGUAGCCGUCUGCGCGGUCAAGGUGCAGCAUUGGCACCUCGUGCGGGACUAUGCCCACGCCGCGCUGGCCGUGACCAAGGACCAUGCGAAGGCUUGGUACUGCCUCGCCAAGUUCCACGUGCACGAAAAGUGCUUCAACGAUGCGCUCGACGCUCUCCAGCACGCCAUCACGUUGAACCCAAAUGAUCGCGCGCUUCUGCAACUGCAAGCCGAGAUUCCGGCCAUCGAAGCCAAGGUUCGCAGCCAGCUCGAGGCCGACCAAGCCCUCUUGCGGAAGCGCGCCGAAGCUGACUUGCUCGCCAAGGAGGAGGCAGCCAAGCGAGACGCCGAGCGCGUGGCCUCUGUGACGCGCUUCGUCGCACUGCCGCAGCCCCACGCCACACUCGGCGCCAUCAGCCGCCUGAAUGAGUUUGUGCAGCGGUCGCGCGUGACGCUUGGCAUCGAGUCGAUCAAGAUCACGGAAGGGCCGCCGCAGCGAUUCCAGUGCACAAUGAAGAACCUCACGCAGAACGAGGAUGUGCUUGGUGUCGGCGAGGGGCUCAGCAAGCAAGAAGCCAAGGAGAACGCGGCCAAGGCAGCGGUGCUACAGAUGUGGCAGCACCGGGCGUCGACGGGGACACUUCACGACGACGACAAGGCCUUCCUCGCGACGCACCCCCACAUCCUGCACACAUGGUCGUUGGACCCGCCGCUUGACGGAGGCGCCACGCCGGUCGUCGAGAAGACGUACACCUGCGCCAUCUACCCCACGCCCAACGACGCGAUGCAGGCGCCCAACAUGCUCCUGAACCAGUACACGGCGCAGGGCAAGAUGCACUUUGAGUACACGGUCGAAGACUUGUCCAAGCGCGACGCCAGCGACUUUGUCGUCUCGGGCGUUCUCAACGGGCGAUGCGUCGCGACGGCCCGCGGUCCCUCCAAGAAACGCGCCAAGCUCGAGGUCGCCGAGCAAGCGCUCGCGAUCGCGUACCGCGAGAGCCGCGAAGCGUUCCCAGACCAAGAGGACCCGUACGUCGGGUACCGUUAG
Molecule: messenger RNA, 1482 nt
Organism: Saprolegnia parasitica CBS 223.65
Lineage: Eukaryota; Oomycota; Saprolegniomycetes; Saprolegniales; Saprolegniaceae
Exons: 3
Coding region: 1-1482 (493 amino acids)
Molecular function (GO): protein binding
Source: RefSeq, a predicted model, not a curated record